Paramecium octaurelia is the source of this 1162-nucleotide messenger RNA. Lineage: Eukaryota; Ciliophora; Oligohymenophorea; Peniculida; Parameciidae. The record is from the annotation of a GenBank genome assembly.
AUGUAGAUUAAUCUCUUGAAGGUCUUUAAAUUUAAAUUAUUUUUAGGAAGAAAGAUUUGUUCUAAAAUUUCCAUAAUACAUCUAAAAAAGACUUUCAAAUAAUGCUGAGGGAUUUUUCAAAACUUAAAUUAGAGAACAUAUAAGCACUUUUUUGAAUAAAUUUGAAAAUAUAUUAAUUAUCAUGCUUAAUUGUCUUUAAUCGAUAUAUGGCUUUUCUAAUCAAGAGAAACCUGAUAAAGCCAAUAGAAUCAUAUAACAACGAGCUCAAACUAUAUCUAUUUAACCUAGAGGCUAUGACAAUACUCAGAGUCAAAUCCUCGAAAAUAUUACCAUAGAAACGGAUUAAUACCUUUAAUUAGACAAUCAAUACAAUAUUGAACAGCUAGAGUAUCAAUAAAUUCUAAUCUUAUAAGUUUUCCUUCAUUUAGUGACAUAAUUUCGACUCAAUAACCAUCUGAUUUAAUAGUAUAGUAAGAGGGACAACAAUCUCAACUUAUUUAAGAUAAAAUUGAAUACAUUAUCAAGAAGUAAUAAACUGUUACAAAAAAAGUAAGUAUCAUUUCUAUUCUUAAAUAGAAAAGAGCAGUAAAAUUAUGGGAUGCAAAAGAAGAUGCUCAACUACGCACUCAGUUCUAGAAGUACAAUGGAAAAUGGAAUGAAAUUGCUAAGCAUAUGCCAGGAAGAAAUGUAUCAUAAUGUAGUUAAAGAUGGAGGAGAUUGCAACCUAUUAAGAUUGUAAUCAUAUUUGAAAAUAUUGUAGUUUAAAAGAAAACAAUGGACUUAAGCAGAGGAUGAAAUAAUAUUGGAAUUAGUCAAGAAACAUGGAAAAAAUUGGAAAAUUAUUGCUUCAUGUAAAAAUUAAUUCAACUAUAGUGCCUUAGAUUUUCCGAAUAUUUUGAGUAAAAAAAUUAGAGAACGUUAUAUAAAUAAUAUCAACCCUGAAAUUAAUACUGGACCAUGGACUGAAGCUGAAGAUGCAACCCUUUUUAAAUUGUAUUAAGAAUAUGGGGGAAAUGGAGUCUCAUUUCAUCUCAUUUCAAAGGGAGACCGGUACUCUUAUAUCUUAAUCUAUAGGAAAAUAUGGUUAAAAAUAGAUUCUAUUGUUAUAUUAGAAGAGUUCAUCUUGGCCUCUAAAAUCCGUACUAGAUUAUUUAUAAAGUGA